AUGCUGCCCGUUGUGCUGGCCACGGUCACCAGCCAAGCGGGCCUGCGGGCGCUGGAAGCCGACGCCCGCGUGGCGGGCGUGUUCCCAGACUUUCUUGUGGAGCCGUCAGACGUAUUCAGCAGCCCGCUCAUCAAUCAGCCAGCGGUGGUGGCCCAGAACAUCACCGGCGCGGGCUGCGCAAUCGCCGUCGUCGAUACAGGCCUGGACUACACUCAGCCCAUCUUCGGCCCCUGCACGGCUGUCGGCAAGCCUGCUGGCACCUGCCGCGUGGUGUAUGCACAGGAUAUCACCGCUGCAGGCGAUGAUGGGAUGCUGGACGACUACACCAGGCAUGGCACGUUUGUUGCAGCCGUUGCAGCCGAGAUCGCGCCUGGCGCCAGCCUGAUCGGCCUGGACGUGUUCUACCCCAACCCCAAGACCGGCGCGCCGGCCGCCAACAUAUCCGACGUGAUCGGCGCCGUCAACUGGGCGAUCGCCAACAAAGACACCUACAAGAUCUGCGCAAUCAACCUCUCGCUGGGCACCAACAAGGCCGUGUCCAAGCCCUGCGGGCAGCAGCCCGCGGCGGUCGCUAUCCAGGCGGCGCGCGACGUCGGCAUCGUAACCGCGGUCGCCUCCGGCAACGAGAAGUUCAAGCGCGGCCUGGUGCUACCGGCGUGCGCGCCCGCGGCGGUCAGCGUGGGCGCGGUGUACGUCGCGAAGUUUGGGUCCUCUGGCUGCAGCAAGGACGCCCCCGUUUUGCCGGACAAGGUCACCUGCUACAGCAACAGCGCGUCGUACCUCACGAUGCUCGCGCCUGGGGACUCCAUCUUCGCGGCGGGCUCGACGGUUUCGGGCACGAGCUUUGCCGCGCCGCACGUGGCCGCCGCGGUCGCGGCGCUGAGGCAGGCGGCGCCGGGGCUGGCGGCGGACGACAUGGUGGGGGCGCUGACAAAAGGCGGCAAGCCGAUCCUCGACAAAGCCAACAAGAUCACCAAGCCUCGGCUGGACAUGCUCAGGUCGCUCCAGAUCAUCCAGAACGGCGCCCUGCUGACCAUCAACGGCGGCGCAAAUGGCACAAACUCCCGCGCUUUGUCGCUGAGCCCGGUGCUGCUGCGGAGCGCCCCCGCCGGGGCCACCUAUUGCGCCAGCGAUACGAGCGCCAGCCCUGACGACUGCUGCGCGACGGCGUCUUUUACGGCGGGCAACCUCACGGCCACCCUGGCCAGCCCCGGGGACGGCAACAAAACCGUAAACUUCUUCCUUCGAGGCGGGGACGGCUGCGGCGCCCCGCUGAUUGCAAAGGCGCAGGCGUCGAUCUUGCUGGAUGCGACAGCAGUGUCGCUGACAGUCUCAAUCACCGCGGGCGUAACCGUGACCAACGGCCUCCUCGUCAUCACGGACCCCAAGAGCCAGAUCCAGAUCCAGAUCACCGCCAGCGAUGCAAACGGCCUCGGACAGAUGUGCAUCACCCAGAGCGCGAGCGCCAAGGCGCUGACCAAGUGCAAGUGGGAGGCGUUCUCGUCGGCGCCGUUGACGGUGGCCCUGAAGGGAUUCCAGGGCAACCAUACUUUGCGCGUCGCCGUCAGGGACGCGUUUGGCAACGAGGCAACCUGGCAGCAGAUCCUGAUCCGUGACACGCGCGCGCCGGCGCUCAAACAGUUCAAGGGCGUGCAGAGCGGCCCCACUUCUUUCGAACUGUCGUGGGCGCCGGGGAGCGACGCCGUGUCAGGCGUCGCGUUUUUCACUUUGGUGUACCAAGCCGGCUCCACCGCGCCGGCGGCGCGGUGCCCCGGCGGCACGGCCGUCCCCUUGGCGCAGGGGCCCGGCGUGCUGUCUGCGACCGUGGCGGGCCUGGCGGCCGGCGGCACGUAUUCGUUCCGCCUUUGUGCGCAGGACGCCGCGGGCAACGUGGCCAACGGGGCUGUCUGGCGGGGCAAGCUCAAAUAA
Messenger RNA from Monoraphidium neglectum, 1929 nucleotides. RefSeq names its product peptidase S8/S53 subtilisin kexin sedolisin. Bases 1 to 1929 code for a protein of 642 amino acids. Gene Ontology annotation, molecular function: serine-type endopeptidase activity; protein binding. The record is from RefSeq and is a predicted model, not a curated record. Lineage: Eukaryota; Viridiplantae; Chlorophyta; Chlorophyceae; Sphaeropleales; Selenastraceae. Gene Ontology annotation, biological process: proteolysis. The transcript has 3 exons.